GCAAAUAAAAUAAAAUUUGCAUUUUUUUGCUUUUACUUCAUCUCACGCACAACAAACUACUAAACGUCGAUAACAAUUUGAUGUAUAGUGGCGCUCUUUUGUUAGUGAAUAGAUCUGAUACCAGAAAUACCAACAAUUUUAGCUAAUUUUUCAAUUAUCCUCUGUAACAAAAGCCAAAAAGAAGGAAAAUAUAGUGCAAUAAGUUUUAUACAAGUUAGCAACAUCAUAAAAAUUGGUACUAAAAAGACUGGUACCCAGAUCCAUUAGGUAAAUUUACUGUAAAGUUGUAAACUAAUAAUUAUUGACACUUCAAUAUGAUUGUAUUAUAUUAUUGUAAUCAUUCCUAUUUGUAAUGUAAGUUGAUAAUAAGAUACGUUUUCAAUAGUAAUGUUAUUUUCCAUAAAUAUUGUGCUUUUAUUAUUGUUUUAAAUAUUUCAAAUAGUGUAAGUAAAAUGGGUGGGCUAUUUAGUAAAAGUAAGAAACCCGUCAGUAGAGUCACUGAACAAGAUAAAGCAAUCUUACAAUUGAAGCAACAAAGAGAUAAGUUAAAACAAUAUCAAAAGAAAAUUGAAUUAAAUUUAGAGAAAGAUCGGCUUUUGGCUAAAAAAUUAUUGGCCGAAGAUAAGCGCGACAGAGCGAAGUCACUACUUAAAAAGAAGAGAUAUCAAGAAAAUUUACUACAUAAUGCUGAUAUUCAGUUAGAAAAAUUAGAACAACUUACGCAUGAUCUAGAAUUUACUCAAAUUGAAGUACAGGUUCUGGAUGGUUUAAAGACUGGAAACGAAGCUCUGAAAAAAGUUCAUGAUAUUCUUAACAUUGAUGAUAUAGAAAAGAUUUUGGACGAAACAAGAGAGGGUAUAGAAAAACAAAGAGAAAUAGAUGAACUAAUUUCUGGUCAAUUAACUGAAGAGGAUAAUGAAGCCAUUGAUGCGGAGCUCGAAGCAAUACUUGAUGUGAAGGAUGAGUUGCCUGAAGUGCCUACAGAUAAAUUGCCUGAUGUAGUUGAAGAGAAGGAACCUGAGAGACCUCAAAGAACAAAAUCUAGCACGAAGAAGAUUGCUGUUGAGGCCUGAUAAUAUAAUGAUGUUUCUAUGUUUAUAGUAUAUUAUGAAUUAUUAAGUAUAUUUUAUUAUUAUUUUAAAAUUCUUUAUUUAAUACCCUUAAGAAUUUUAUACAUUUUUCAAUUCAUCUUUAUGAAGAAAUUUAGUGAGGAAUGUAAUUUUAACAUUAUAUAUUGGUUAUUAAAGGUUUAAAGCAGAUUUAAUUUUAUCUCAAAGUUACAAGGCAUAAGAUGCAUCACAUCUAUAAAAACACUUGAAAGGUUCUUUCUAAAAAUAAACAAAAAUGAAUUAUAGAUCUUCAAUCAGACUGAUGACUUAAUUAACUUGAAAACAUUAAGGUAGAAAAUUUCUAUGCAGGUGUUUUUUUUUUAUUUUUAUGAAAAGUGUAAGUUAUUAUUGACCCCACUGAAGAUUCCGUUAACUAUGUUGGUACUUGGAAGAAGGUAUCCAUAAAGCUUAUAACCCUUUGACUGCCAACAUCGACUACAGGAGUAAUAACAGGUCCAGACAGACAACCACAAUUUUAAGCUACAUCA
Molecule: messenger RNA, 1597 nt
Organism: Vanessa atalanta (red admiral)
Lineage: Eukaryota; Metazoa; Arthropoda; Insecta; Lepidoptera; Nymphalidae
Gene: Vps20
Product: charged multivesicular body protein 6-A
Exons: 2
Coding region: 453-1073 (206 amino acids)
Biological process (GO): late endosome to vacuole transport via multivesicular body sorting pathway; vesicle budding from membrane
Cellular component (GO): ESCRT III complex; multivesicular body
Source: RefSeq, a predicted model, not a curated record